GGCGAGGAGGUGCCCCUCUGCCCGCGCUGCUCGCUGCCAGUUGGGGAGUUCGCCUACCAGGGCCGCGAGGGCAAGCAGGCGUGCGUGCACACGGAGUGCAUGGCCCAGGUGCUGACGCAGGAUGCUCAGCGUGAGGAGGACGCCCGGAUAAGGCGGGAGAACAUCAAGAAGGAGAAGAACCGCCGGGAGUAUGACAUUGGUUGGCGCGUGGAGAGCGUGCCCAAGAGCGCGCCGCUUGCGGAACGCAUGGGCUGCAGCCCUGCUCCUCAGGGUCUGUGCUGCCUGGUGCUUGACGACGCGUCGCGCACGGUCAAGGUCGCGGCGACCUCGGAGCCCUCUGCCGCAGUGAACUUGGAGUACCUCCUCCUUGCGCUGAAGGUGCGCAAGACUGCUUCCCGCGAGCCUCUCUUCUCCCUGGACCCUGUGGACCCACAGAACCUGGAGAAGACGCCGCAGAAGAAGGUCUACGAGCCGAGUUGGCUUGCCGGGACCAGCGUGGGCGACGUGAUGUUCCAGGCCGACUACUUCCUGAAGGAGUUGGCGCUUGGAGAGUACGACAUGCCUGUGGUCGGCAUGCUGAGCGUCUUCGAUUGGUCGGAGAUGAAGGACAAAGACAAGUCCUGGGCCGGCCGUGAGUGGUUCGUGGUCAAGAAGGCCGAGAUCCGCAUGUCCGAAGACAACGCGCUGAUCCCGCACGUGAAGAUGGGUGUCGAGGCACGCGAGCAGGUGGUCACCAAGAAGGGUCUGGAAGAUGCCCCCGUGACGCUUCCGCACCACCCCCUGAAGAAGUUUGCGGAUGCCUUCACGCGCAACUUCGACCUGAUUGCCGAGCGCAAGAGCGUGGUCUUCCACUUGCGGGAGUUGGCGAAGGCUUCCAUCAUGGCCAAGUACCUCAUCGAUUCCAAAGCUCGCUUGGACCCCACCUGGUACAAGCUGGCAGAUGAGAUUGUGAAGUCUACCGAGCCAGAGCCUUACCCUCAGAUCCCCCAGCUCUGGAACAUGCGCGGGAACUCCCGGAUCAAGCUGAAGGAAGGCCGACUGGUGGACAUGGUCACCGGGGGCCAGAGCAAUCUCCAAGCCAUCUACGGCGGCGUGGAGUUUGGCCUUGAUCGCUUCGAGCUGGCGCAGCGCCAUGCCCUGCAGGGCCAAAAGCCCAGUGUGCCGGGAGUUCAGUUGGCCCAGUCGGGUCGCCCCAUGUUCAUGCCCCAGCGCUUCCAGCUGGGACAGCGGCCUGAGAUGCCACAGGGUGUGGACCUGAACUUGGACAAGUUCUCCUUGUCCACAGAGGAACGCUUUGCAGGGCGCUUGCCACCCUGCAGCGGGGAUGCAGAUUCUUUAGAGGGCCGCACCUUGCUGGGCAAAGCAUUCCUCCAAAGCCUGCAGCAGAAGUCCUUUGCCGGCGUGAAGGCAGAGGACCAGAGCCUCCUGCUGAACGUUUACGGUGUGCCGCAGUGUGACCGUGCCGAAGAGGGGGAUGCCUUCAUCCCGCCCGACCCCAACCUUGAGUACAUCACCAAGGUCCGCAACCUGGUGGGCGAGGAGAAGACCUUGCGCGAGCGCCGCAAGCAGCGCUUCAGUGACAAGACCUUUGCCGUGACCAACCCUGGCUUGGAUUUCCCACGUUCCUGGACGCCACGCUUUCAGGUCGAGAUGGAGGGCCGCGUCUCACACACGGCGCCCACGAAGUUCGGCUUGAAGAAGCUGGAGGUGGACGAGGCUUUCCAGCGCGGGCUCCUGGAGAACGUGCUGCCCUCCGCCGCGCCCGAGUUCAACCAAGUCACGGAGGACGGCAUCGUGUUCCGCAUCUACAAGAUCGGAAGCCUGGAGGUGCGUACCACGCAGGAGGUGGACGGGCCGGAGGCGAUCGUAGUGGUGUUCUCCAGCGGCGCGGCCGCCUGGGAAGCUAAGGCUGUGGAGUCAGAGGAUGCGCUGGGCCGGGAGCGGCUUGUGAAGUGCAAGGUCUACGUGGAGGCCAUGGAGCAGGAGUCGCAGCCUCAUUUGGCCAAGGAUGCCCGCACAGGCUGCAACUUCUACAUCGUUCUUGAGACGGAGAAGAAGAAUCGUAUUGUUACAGAGGCCCUGAGCGCUGGGUCCCUAUCCUGGGUGCAGAACCCACACAGCCUCGAGGACAGAAACUCGCUGGCUAAGCUGCUCUUCACCGUGGACUGCAAAGAGGGUGUCUACGCACGCGACGUACAGCAGCUGCAGCGCACGCUG
Symbiodinium pilosum is the source of this 2217-nucleotide messenger RNA. Lineage: Eukaryota; Dinophyceae; Suessiales; Symbiodiniaceae. The record is from the annotation of a GenBank genome assembly.